AUGAAAUGUAGUGUAAACUGUAAACGUAUACAUACUAUUUUACUUUAAAAUCUUGAUUGAUUGAUUUAAUAAUUAGAUGUCUUAUCAUUCGAUGGUUUAAGUAAUUUUUAUAUUUAUUAAGAAGAAAGUGAUUCGAGAAGUGAACUCAGUGAUGACCAAUUUUUAAAUGUCUCAUACGAAAAGUAGUUUAUUAGCAAAUAUGUUUAUUUUCUAAUUUCUGCGUAUGUAUUCACUGAAAAUAAGAGAUAGUAUAUAUUAUUAUUAACCCAUACCACUGUUGAUUUGAUAUUGUAUACAUGGAGGAGUAUAAAAGUAAUACAGUGUCAGGAAACAGCAGAGCUCUUUUCGAUCCAGGCUGGAAUGACCCACCAACACUUGCGUACACCUCUCAACAGUCAAAUCCGAACAGACCACGCAACUUUCUUAACAAAAGAGUGGCUUUUCCUCUUUCAAACAACAGUAGUUUACAAUCAUCAUCACCAACCACUGUGAACUUACCACCAGUAGCUGUUGUACCUCCACUAAUCACAAAACCUAUUUCAACUAUAAAUAUACCAGAAGUUGUUGAAAAUGGAGAGAAAAUGUUGGUGGAAGUAAAAGAAGUGCUUAUUGGAAUAAUAGAAAGUAGCACAGAAUUGGGAUCUAAAGCGGAAGGUAUAAGAAAGAGAAUAAAUACCAUGGAAGAUAUGUGGAGAGGCGGGAAACUGAAUGUACAAGUCCAGAAGCAAAUGGUUGAGUUGUCAGAAGCUUUAAAAGAAGAAAACCUCAGUAAAGCUGAUGAAAUACACAAAGCACUAAUGGUCGACCAUGUGAGUUGUGUCGGGACCUGGAUGCCAGCUGUGAAACAACUCAUAUAUCAUUCUAUAGCUAAGCUAGAAUUACUGUCUAUUGAUAAAGAUAAUUAACUUGAAGCAAAAAAAAAAGAGAUGUGUAUCACUACUAAGUAAUAGUAUGUUUUUGUAAAUAUAAAACUAGUUUCAAAUUAGUUCUUUCUAAUCUGCUGCUAUACAUUUUCAGUGUGAGAAUGCAGAUUAUGAUACAAUUUGCAGAAAGAGCAGGAAAAUGAUUUGCACUGACUAAAGUUUUAUUACUGCAAUAAAUAUCUGAAUUGAAUAAAUAUUCAUUAACAAUAGAUAUGAUCAUUUCAAAAUUUAGCACUAAAUUUAAUAUUCAGUAAAAUUUAUUUAUGACUGUAUAUAUUGUUAUAGUUUAAUGUUCAUGUGUACAAUUUUAUUCUUACAGAUGUAAUUUGAUUAGAAUUUUAUGUGAUAUGUAAAUAUAAAGAUGUUAUGUACAUAAAUUCAUUUAACUUUUGU
Molecule: messenger RNA, 1316 nt
Organism: Leptidea sinapis
Lineage: Eukaryota; Metazoa; Arthropoda; Insecta; Lepidoptera; Pieridae
Product: steroid receptor RNA activator 1
Exons: 3
Coding region: 297-905 (202 amino acids)
Biological process (GO): regulation of transcription by RNA polymerase II
Cellular component (GO): nucleus
Source: RefSeq, a predicted model, not a curated record